AUGGCUUGCUCAAAUUUAAGAAACACGAUUUUGUUCGUCUUCAUUAUAGCCAACCUUAUUCAUACACCAUUCGCCUCUUCUCUCGAGAUCAAGAAGAAAUGUUUCCUAACCUCGAAAGUCACGGUUCACGUGGCCAACUUGCUAUCUGUGAACGAACCGUUUCUACUGCACUGUCGCUCGAAAGACGAUGAUUUAGGAAUAAAGACGAUUGAUCAAAAUCAAGAAUACAGGUGGACUUUCUGCACUAAUAUCUGGCACUCUACCAAAUUUUGGUGUACUUUUCAGUUGGGACUAAAGCAUCAAGUGAUUAUGGCGUACGAGGAGGCAAGGAGGGAGUACUGUAAAGACAAUCAAUGUUAUUGGUCUGCAAGAGAUGACGGAAUAUAUUUUUCCGACACUAAGUAUUAUGAUUGGAUCAUUGGAUGA
Molecule: messenger RNA, 426 nt
Organism: Striga hermonthica
Lineage: Eukaryota; Viridiplantae; Streptophyta; Magnoliopsida; Lamiales; Orobanchaceae
Source: the annotation of a GenBank genome assembly